UUUCUCCUCACAGUGUCGGCAGAUUAUCAGGAGGAGGUGAAGUGACAACUGGCUGUGAACUGAAUGUGUUUUUCAAGUGUUCGUUUAGUGAGAAGCAGAUUAAUGAGGACUUUGUGGUUGUUGUAGUUUUUACAGGAAGAUGAAGAUGUUUGUGGUGUUUGUGAUCCUCGUGCACGUUUCCCAGCAUGCCUCAGCUGUGGAGCUCUAUGAGGGGGAGGAGUUUGUCCUGCUGCCCUGUGAGUAUCAAACUUUUGAACUGGACGACCCCACUGUGGUGUGGAGCCGCUACGAUCUCAAUCCUCCAACCGUCCACCAGCGUCAGCAGGAAGGUGAUGAACUUAAAGACCAAAACCAGCUUUACAGCGGCCGAACAUCCAUGAUGGCUGACGCUCUGGAAACUGGAGACCUCAGCCUCACUCUGACAAAACUCCGCCUCUCUGACAGCGGCAACUACACCUGUACCGUCAGAGCAUUUCAGAGAGAACAGAAAGUGAGAAACAUACAGCUGCAGGUCAAAGUUUCCCAGCAUGCCUCAGUUGUGGAGUUGUAUGAGGGGGAGGAGUUUGUCCUGCUGCCCUGUGAGUAUCAAAUGUCUGAACUGGACAACCCCACAGGGGUGUGGAGCCGCUACGAUCUCAAUCCUCCAACCGUCCACCAGCGUCAGCAGGAAGGUGAUGAACUUAAAGACCAAAACCAGCUUUACAGCGGCCGAACAUCCAUGAUGGCUGACGCUCUGGAAACUGGAGACCUCAGCCUCAGUCUGACAAAACUCCGCCUCUCUGACAGCGGCAGCUACACCUGCACCGUCAGAGCAUUAGGAGGACAACGGAGAGUGAGAGACAUACAGCUGCAGGUCAAAGAACGGUUUCCAUCCUGGGCCACAGCUCUCCUGGUUCUCCUGGUUCUCCUGGUUCUCGGUCUUAUUGUUGGGGGUUUUUUUGUGUAUUUUCAGCAAUAUUUCAUGUCAGUCUACAAGGUGGAGGUGGAUUCAGGGGAGGAGUCUGUCCUGCUGCCCUGCAAAACCACAGUUCACCUGCUAAGGCACGUCACAGUGGAGUGGACGGACAGUCACAACAGGAAGGUCCAUGUUUAUCAGAACGGUUCUGAUCAGCCUGAAGAACAGAACCAGUAUUACAGAGACCGAACAGAGAUAAAGAGAAACCUGCUGGAACCUGGAGACCUCAAUCUGACCCUGAAAUAUCCCACAAACAGAAACAGUAACACCUUCACCUGCACCGUCUACAACAGGGAGAGAAAGAUCCUGAUGAAGAAACAAGUGCUUCUUGAGGUCAAAGUCUACAAGGUGGAGGUGGAUUCAGGGGUGGAGUCUGUCCUGCUGCCCUGCAAAACCACAGUUCACCUGCCUGAGGACGUCACAGUGGAGUGGAAGAACAGAUACAACUGGAAGGUCCAUGUGUAUCAGAACGGCUCUGAUCAGCCUGAAGAACAGAACCAGUAUUACAGAGACCGAACAGAGAUGAAGAGAAACCUGCUGGAACCUGGAGACCUCAGUCUGACCCUGAAAUACCCCACAUACAGAGACAGAGAAACCUACACCUGCACCGUCUACAACAGGGAGAGAAAGAUCCUGAUGAAGAAACAAGUGCUGCUCUCGAUCAAUGACUGUCAGGUGGAGGUGGAGGAGGGGGGCGGAGUCUGUCCAACUGCCCUUUAAGACCACAGCCGACCUGCCUGAGGAUGCUGAAGUGGAGUGGGUGAAAGGCAUCUACAGUAACAUGACAGUCCAUGUGUAUCAGAACGGUUCUGACCGGCCUGAAGAACAGAACCAGGAUUACAGAGACCGAACUGAGAUGAAGGAAGACCUGCUGAAAACUGGAGACCUCAGUCUGAUCCUGAAAUACCCCAAAGAGAGAGACACAGGAAGAUACCGCUGCAACGUCAACAAUAAGAAGGAAGACACCAGAUGCAUCCAGAGAGGGAAAUCAGUGCAGCUCACAGUCAGAGGGAGAACCAGGAACAGAAGCAGCUCCAUUGAUCCAACUCCUCUGAUGGCUGAUCAGUCUGUUUGAUUGGUCUGUUGAUCAAUCUUUGAUUAUUGAUCUUGUUGAUUUGAUUGUUUGAUUUAUCUGAUCUGACUGAUUAAUUUACUUUGAUUGAUUAAUUACUUGGCUUUUCUGCCCAUAAUCUCAUGUUGUUUAUUAUUUUUAGUUGUCUUUGAUUUUGGUGUUUUCAAGUUCAAUAUGUAUAUAUCCUCUUACUGUUAAUACUCAGUAUUGAGUAUUGAAUGAGUUCUACACAGAAAUAUCCUAAAUGUUAAUAUAUAGACCUACUGUGUAUAUUUUUAACUACUUACAAUAGAAGUUCAGUAAACUCAAUUAAAUGCAGUCAGACCAACAUGAAGCCAUUUAACCAUGUGGAAAUACUUUCUCUGAUUGAAUGAAGUUAUCGUUUGAGUGUCAGUCAGCUGAACUGUUCUCAUGUGUUUGAAUCCAUAAAGUGUUGUGAGCAGAUGAGUUAUGGAUUUGAUAAUUUCACACUCUGUUUAGAGAAUCAUGAAUAUUGAGGAGAACAACUGUAAAUAAAGCUCAAAUGUACAGCGCCCCCAUGUGGCAGA
Molecule: messenger RNA, 2575 nt
Organism: Dicentrarchus labrax (European seabass)
Lineage: Eukaryota; Metazoa; Chordata; Actinopteri; Moronidae
Exons: 8
Coding region: 140-1675 (511 amino acids)
Biological process (GO): negative regulation of T cell proliferation; positive regulation of T cell proliferation; cellular response to lipopolysaccharide
Cellular component (GO): external side of plasma membrane
Source: RefSeq, a predicted model, not a curated record